CGACGAGCAACAUGUUGUCCCCCGGUCGACGCCGCGCGGCCGCCAUAUGGGCGUGCGCCCUGUUGGGCUGCCUCCCUACCGCUCGUGCGCUCUCACCGAGUUUGGCCCUGCGCGGCGCUGCAUUUCUGGGCUGCCUUCACCGCGCGCAGGCGACGCCAGGCGUGGCCAAGGAGAUCGUCGACUCGGCGCUCGUCUUCGACAAUGGCGAGGUUGCGUCGGGCCUGUCGGGUAACGACGACGCCGUCCAGUGCCUCCGUGCGGCGAUCGCGGAAGUUCUCACGAAAGGCUCUGAUUCAGUAGUUGGUGAGGGGAUACCUUGGGUGAGCUCCGUAAAGGCCACGACCUACGCGGACCCCGACGAGGGAGAUCAGGACAGCAAGGUUGCGUUCUCCAUCUCCAUGACAGGCAUCGACGCGCAAACGGUACUGGACGAUUUGACGAAGGCCGCAGUAGAGACGACCAACAUGAUGGCGCAGCUGAAUUCGUGCGAUCCUAGUUGGCCCUACGGCGACCCCGACGCGGAGCAGACGCGCCACGUGCUCGAGACACAAACGUUCCAGCGCGCCGGCGUCGCGUCGGUGGGCGCCGUGAUCUCCUCGGCGCUCGUGUUCGACGGCUUCGGCGCGCGCAAUUUCAACGCCGACUCGGUGGCCGUGUUGCGGUUCAAAGACGUGGUGGCGGAUAUCCUGAGCGCGUCACCGCUCCAGAUCGACAACAUCGUCGCUGAGGAGUACAUCAACAACCCCUCGGCGAUGGUCCGCUUCGACGUCGCCGUCCACGCGUGGCCCAUCGGCUCGGCGAUCCUCGAGACGAAGGAGGCUGUGGCGCAGGAGCUCAAAGACGCCCUUGUGGAUGGCCAGGUCGACGCGGCACUCUUGUUACACGCACCAGAUUGCGACUGCGUGCUGGCAGUCGGCGUCCUGAACGUGGACGCGUCCUCUGCCAAAAUCGACGAAAUAACGAUGGAGGGCUCGCACGGCAUCACGUCGCCGCCCGUGGCCUGCACCGACUGCGACGACGACGAGGACGACCUCGGCGCGGGCGCGCGAAUCGCCAUCGCCCUGGCGGCCGUCUUCUGCUUCCUCGGCGGAGCGCUGGCUUCCUUCUUGUAUAUCAGCCGGCGGAACAAAUUCAACGGCUGCCUUUCCCCGGCCAAACGGCGGAUCAGCGGCUUCACCGGCUCGGCGGACCUCGAGCUGCGACCAGUGGACCCGACCCAGAAGGAAGAGGUCCGGCCGGCGAGAGAUGUCGUUUAGGUUUCUCCUCCCCUCCACAGUGUAAGU
Messenger RNA from Pelagomonas calceolata, 1283 nucleotides. The record is from the annotation of a GenBank genome assembly. Lineage: Eukaryota; Pelagophyceae; Pelagomonadales; Pelagomonadaceae.